Carya illinoinensis is the source of this 1747-nucleotide messenger RNA. RefSeq names its product disease resistance protein RPV1-like. Gene Ontology annotation, molecular function: ADP binding. The record is from RefSeq and is a predicted model, not a curated record. The transcript is spliced from 3 exons. Gene Ontology annotation, biological process: signal transduction; defense response. Lineage: Eukaryota; Viridiplantae; Streptophyta; Magnoliopsida; Fagales; Juglandaceae. The coding region runs from base 44 to 1414 and encodes 456 amino acids.
CAGGCGCGCAUUACAUACACACGUACACUAUCAAAUUUCUUCCAUGGCCUUAUCUACAAUCUCCUCUUCAUCCUCUUCUUCAGUCACCUCUCCAUGGCCCUACGAUGUGUUCUUGAGCUUUAGAGGGGAAGAUAUCCGUAAUACUUUUACUGCCCAUCUAUAUCAUGCUUUGAUUCAAAAUGGAAUCUGCACCUACUUAGAUGAAGAUGAGCUUAGAAGAGGUGAUGAGAUUUCACCUGCACUUCUCCAUGCUAUAGAAAGUUUAAGAAUUUCCAUCAUUAUACUCUCAAAAAAUUAUGCAUCAUCAACAUGGUGUUUGGACGAGCUACUGAAGAUUCUUGAGUGUAAAAAAUCAAAGCAACAAAUAGUUCAACCUGUGUUUUACCAUGUAGAUCCAUCAUAUGCUCGAAAGCAAGAAGGAAGUUUUGGGGAAGCAUUGGCUAAACAUGCUGAUCAGAAAUUGAAUGUAGACAUGAAGAAGUUGCAGCUGUGGAAGGAAGCCCUUCAAGAAGUUGCCAAUUUGUCCGGAUACCAUCUGAUCAGAAAUGGGAAUGAAUCAAAAUUCAUUGAAAAAAUCGUUCGAGAGGUCUCAAGAAUGGCAAAUGAUCAUUUAUAUUUACAUGUUACCGAGCAUCCCGUUGGAUUAAAACCUCAUGUAGAAGAUGUCAAAUUGCGUUUAAGCGUUGGAACGAAAGACAUACGAAUGAUAGGAAUUUUUGGAGUUGGGGGAAUUGGUAAGCCAACUCUAGCCAAAGCAAUUUAUAACUUGAUUGCUUUUGAAUUUGAAGCUAGUUGUUUUCUUCCAAUUAAUAGCGACACUUGGAAUCAAGUGAAUUGUUUGGUGCAACUACAAAAGACACUUCUUUUUAAGAUUUUAGGAGACUGUAGAAGUUUGAAGGUUGACAAUAUUGAUACGGGAAAAUAUAUGAUAGAGCGUAGGCUUCACUCUAAGAGAGUUCUUCUAAUUCUUGAUGGUGUAGACCACUUGGAUCAAUUAAAAACAUUAGUAGGAGCUCGUGAUUGGUUUGGUGAAGGAAGUAGAAUCAUAAUCACAACAAGAGAUCAACACUUGUUGACUGCUCAUGGAGUUGAUUCAACAUAUGAGAUGAUGGGAUUGAAUCACGAUGAUGCUUUUCAACUAUUUUGUUGGCAUGCUUUCAGAAGUGAGAAACCGGUUGACGGUUAUGGAGAGUUUGUAGAACAGAUCAUAAAUUAUGCUGGGAGCCUUCCACUAGUUUUAACAGUGCUUGGUUUGGAUUUAUAUGGCAGAACUAAAAAAGAGUGGGAAAGUGCAUUGGAUCAGUACAGGAAAAUCCCUCACCAAGAUAUUCAAAAAAUACUUCAAACGAGUUAUGAUAGAUUAAGCGAAAAUGAAAAGAAUGUUUUUCUUGACAUUGCAUGUUUUUUCAAUUGACAAUGCCUUUAUAAUGUCAUUGAGAUGCUAGAUAGUUUUGGUUUUUGCCCAACUUUUCGAUCCCAAGACUAAGGGAGAAGUGUCUUAUUUCGGAAUUUCAUGGAAUAUUGCAAUGGAUUGGCCUGGCCAGGUGCUAUAAAGUGAAUAUGGGAAAUUGGAUAUCAAAUCCUGCAUGGAAUGGAGCUGCCAAGAUAUUUCCCAGAAAUAAGAUUCCAGAUUGGUUCAGCCAUUGCAAGGAGUUCACUUCAAAUAGUCAUCGGUGUGAAUUUGAUAUUAAAGUGGCCCCACCAUAUAAUUUGGAUGACAUCAUAGGAAUUGCUUUUUGUGCUAUUA